AUGUUACCUUGCAUCGCGGAUAAAGUGCCAGUGGACGCUAUUAGUGUGUUCGCUCCGGCGCCCCCUCCUAUGGAUGGGUAUCCCUUGAAGGAUUCUCAAGAAACGGUUACACCCUUUUCCAGAAAUUUAGACAAGUCCGCAACCCAAGAGGGUCCUAGCUGCACAGACAUUACCCCUUCAUGCGACUUCAUUUCCCCACAUAAACCCAACAUCUCGAAGAUUGGCAUUAACAACAUCAGAAACAACAACAGGGCUUCCAUAUUGGAUAAGUUGGAGCCCUUGACGACCUCUAUAGGUCCUCAGCGAUUGACAGAGGCAGAAACGGGGUUGCCACCUGCCCCCAGUUCGCUUUCCAAGGCGUCCUUCUGCUCAUCUUUCGCUAUUCCUGCUUCGUCUGAGCAGGAGCUAAAGAAUAGGGCGCUUGGUGAGAAUACUGCAUCGCAUCUAGUGAGGAGGGAGAGUUUAGCCAACGGUUUUCUUCCCCCGAUUAACACCGAGCAUGUCAUGAAGCCAACAGAGGUGCCGGAUGUGGCUCUUAAAGAUACCACCCUUCCAAGUACUCGUGGACUUCGCGAUGGUGAUGAUAAUCAGCUGCCCUCUGCUGGGGUGAAAAUACCAGUGAAGCGGUCGGGUUUGGAAUCACCCUCAUGCCCUGUUUUUUCUGCCAUCGAAGUCGUCCGGCCAAAGCGGCGGAAAGGGAAACGAUGUAGCUCUAAAAUGCCGAAGCAUUACUUACGUUAUGAUCUUACACCGGAGGAGAAUAUCCUCAGCAGUGAUAAAAAGGAGAUCCAACGGGAUACUCAGCUGCCCAAUCUAUUAGACACGUCCUCGCGGGAGGAUCCUGGCGCGGAUGAACACCGCGCAAACCCCGCGCCGCCGACGGAGCCGGCGGAAGAAGUUCUUUUGGCUAUAAAAGAUGACCACACCGCGGCCAUUAGCCCUUGUAAAGAUAAAAUCCAUUGCGAGGAUGGUAUUCAUUGCGAGGACCCUCCCGAGCGGCGUGAAUCGCCCCCGACGGGCUUCCCUAUGCUGGAGGGGAACCCCACCAUUCCGUGCGCUUCCGAUCCUAUUCACCACACUAACCCCGUGAGCAGUGAGGAAACCUCGAAGACGCCCCCUCUGAGCGCGGAGACGACAUCCGAAAGCCAUCCCUCUGCGAUAGUUGAGCAGAACCCCGCUCCUUUUUCGCUAUCAGAAAGCGCUUCGACGGUGGUUCUAACGCCGCUGAGGCCGUACAGCCCCGCCAAAGGCGUCGAGGAAUUCCGGAAAGUCGUCGCCGCGGAGGAAGGGGGUGCGGUAAUCCCUCUUCACGCGACCUACCCCACCAGCGGGGAUCCUUCGAAGGCUUUUCGACGCCCACACAGCGCACAGCCCUCGCGGGAGAUGGGGGAGGACUCAAAGCGAAGCCUCCCAACGGGGGGGCUCGAGGAGAAAACCGCGGAUCUGCUUCCCACCCAGGGAUCGCUCUGGAGCAGCCUCCCAGAGAUGCAUCUGGGGGUUCGGGAGACCCCGGCGGUGGAGGAUCCUUCGCGGGCAGACGGGGAGGGAAAGGGCCCUCACGGCAUUUUCCUUGUCGAACCCCUCCCUCGCCUUUUGCUACGGGGUGCCCUUGGGGAGGGCACCCCACUCGGAGGGAUCGCAAAGGUGGAAUCGGCAGCCAAUGGGGAUUCCCCUGAAGGGGGUUUCCGCGAGGAGAAAGAGAAGGAAGGGGAAUCGCAACCUUGCCGAUCCCCUUCGAAAGGGACGCGGGGUCGUUCCACAGAUUCCCCCGCCACCCCGUCGCCGCAGAUUCCGCUUUCGCUUCCGCUUCCACCUUGCGCGGGGGCGGAGCUCACGGUGGUGGUUUCUCCCACCAUCGAGUCGAUCUGCGAUCGAGGCUACGACGGGAUCGCCACCCCGCCGCUGGAGAUGAGCAUCUCCGAUAACCUCCUGGUGGAAUCCCCCGUGCACGCGAUGGGGUACUCCCCGAUAUGGGGGGGACAUGAUAAGGCGGCGAUUUCGUUGCCGUUGGUGGAUAUUUUUCCAACGGUGCGGGAGCCUUUCCGGGAAGGCAGAGGGGGCGCGGGCGUCGCCGUGGGGGAUCCCUCACGAAGCACCGAGAUGUGGCCUUCCGGCGGGGUGAUGUGGGAUUGUCCGGAGGCGCACGCGGGCGAGCCAGGCAAAGGGGCGGAUUCGCCAUUAAAUGACGUGGAGAAAGGAUCGGAUAAGCUUCCGCCGAUUUUCAAACCGUCUCGUUUGUUUGAGGCCGCGCAGGGGGGUGUUGCGAACCGCGAGACGGACGUCCCGGCGGAGAACUUGUACCGUAGGAACUCCGAUGAUUUUGCCUUUUCGGACGCGGAUAGUUGUUCUCUGGUGCUGAAAGGGUUUCAUCCACCGUGCUUUGAGGCGAGGCGUGGUUCUCGUGUGUGCAACCGCGUCACCUUCCUUCUCUUCAGCGAUGAUAGUCUUUCCAAAAAUGAGGACAACAACGGCGUCGGCCGCGGAGCGGCUGAAAAAAGUAUUCCAUAUCUCAACCAGUCCUCGGCGUUGUCGUAUACGGAGGCACAGGAGCCCGACGAGAGCUCCAAGGAGGUUCCGAUACCUAGAAUCGCCUUCCUCCCAUACCCUUCUAGCUUAGCACCGCAGUUUCACCGGCCGUGUGAAAAUGCGCGCGACCCGUCUUUCGCAUUGAAGGCGACCUCCCCGCAUGGAAGUUCCCGGGAGAAUUCGUUGCCCUUCGUCUUCGAUACUAAUGGCGAUGUGAUCGGUUGCGAUUUGAAUCGCAACGUGCAGUCGGGUUCGGCUGAGCUCAACAGGGAGGCGGCGCCGCGCAUCUUAAUCAAAUCCUCUUACCAGACCCCAAAGUCGGAGCGGUCGUAUACGCCGUUAAAUAUCAACUUUGAGCAUCAAGGACGUCACCAGGUGCAUAACGAUCGAAUCGGCGAUGCCCUACACGAUGAAGACAAUAGCGACAGAGAUGAGAACAACAUGUGGAGCUAUGAUGCCUACCAUGAAUCGCCUAUCAGGGAUUCUAAAAAGGAUGACAGUGACUUUUUUGAAAGGUUCGCCUUUCCCAGAAACGGCUCAUGA
Phytomonas sp. EM1 is the source of this 3069-nucleotide messenger RNA. Lineage: Eukaryota; Euglenozoa; Kinetoplastea; Trypanosomatida; Trypanosomatidae. The record is from the annotation of a GenBank genome assembly.